This is a messenger RNA of Corythoichthys intestinalis (scribbled pipefish), 1190 nucleotides long. Its product is annotated as isoaspartyl peptidase/L-asparaginase. Gene Ontology annotation, cellular component: cytoplasm. The coding region runs from base 1 to 930 and encodes 309 amino acids. Gene Ontology annotation, molecular function: asparaginase activity; beta-aspartyl-peptidase activity. The record is from RefSeq and is a predicted model, not a curated record. NCBI's taxonomy places the organism in Eukaryota, Metazoa, Chordata, Actinopteri, Syngnathiformes, Syngnathidae. The transcript has 6 exons.
AUGUCAGCUGUCAUAGUCGUUCAUGGUGGAGCAUGGGCAAUUCCGAAUGACCUCGCCAAGGCCUCAGUUGAUGGCGUAAAGGCAGCAGCAUGUGAAGGCUUUGCUGUUCUGCAGAAAAAAGGAACUGCACUGGAUGCUGUCGAGUCAGCCGUGCGGGCCUUGGAAGAUAACGCUGUGUUUAAUGCAGGUCAUGGAGCAACUCUGAACACAGAAGGGGAAGUGGAGAUGGAUGCCAUCAUCAUGGAUGGAAAGACACUAGCUUGUGGUGCUGUGUCGUCAGUAAAGAAUAUCGCUAACCCAGUUUCGCUGGCACGGGCAGUGAUGGAGAAGACUGAUCACGUCAUGUUGACUGACCGCGGUGCAAACCUGUUUGCAAAGACCAUUGGCGUGGAUGCUGUUUCUUCUGAAAAACUGGUGACAAAUUAUGAGAGAAAAGAAUGGGAGAAACACAAGAAUUAUGUGACAGGUGUAAAGGAAGACUUCAACGCUCGUUGGGCUCAUGAUACUGUCGGUGCUGUUGCUGUGGACUACGCUGGCAAUGUUGCCUGUGCCACAUCGACUGGGGGAAUCCGAAAUAAAAUGGUCGGCAGAGUUGGUGACUGCCCCGCUGUUGGCUGUGGAGGAUAUGCAGACAAUCUUUGUGGAGCUGUGUCUUGUACAGGCCAUGGAGAGUCCAUCCUUAAAGUCACACUGGCCAGACUCAUCCUUUCACACGUUGAACAAGGUAAAUCUGUGGAAGUGGCUUCAAAAAUAUCUCUGAAGUACAUGGGGGAACGUGUGCGUGGUGCUGGUGGGGCCAUCGUUGUUUCUCCAAUUGGUCAGUGGGCAUCAACUUUCACCACAGAGCGAAUGGCUUGGGCCGCCGUGGAAAAGAAUGUUCUCUACUACGGAUUAGAGCCAAAUGAAAGACGGAUGGAACGUUUGUCCUGAUUAGAAUAUUAACCGGAAACGGUUCAUAUGCUCCAUUAAAGCAUAUUAAGUAGUAGUAAUUAUUUGCAUAUAUCAUCAGUUACAGUUUUUCAACCAGGUGGAAUGAUGCUGACUAAUAUGUGAAGUCAAAACAUUGUAAAGGACAAAUGUUUAAAGAUGUCAGGUGUGAAUAAGAUUCCAAAUAGCAAGUGCUAAAUUGCUGGGACAGGGCUUUAGAUACACAGUCAGAGAGAUAAAUCUUUAUAAAUUGUAAAUUGAGA